Amoebophrya sp. A25 is the source of this 5693-nucleotide messenger RNA. NCBI's taxonomy places the organism in Eukaryota, Dinophyceae, Syndiniales, Amoebophryaceae. The record is from the annotation of a GenBank genome assembly.
GUCGUGGAGCCAGCACCUUUAGUUACGACGCGAUAACAAACUCAAUUAUACCAAUCACCCCAAAAAUAGAAAACCACACCAGAGGACUGCAUUUCUCUGGUGUGACACGAACGGAUAUAGAGCUCGUCCGAUUUAAUCAAGUGUGCCACGUUGUGCUGUUGUAAAGGUCUCUCUACCCGUGAGCUCCUGCCUAUCUAACAUGAUCUGCUCUCCCCCUGCAGACCCAAAUCCCACUUGAUGGAACUAAGUAACCGAAUUAACAUUAAGCACCACAACUACGCUGCUUCUACAUCUACUCUACACCUACGUCCUCUAUGUACUCACCUCUUCAUUAGCUUUAAUAACUCAUCAACACCAACACGAAAGACAACAUGAGCAUCCAAAAGACGAUUCACUAUGGUGUCGGUGGCGCGAGCCAUGUCGCGGAAACCCCUGUCGAAGACAUGCUUACAGGGGACGCGCGACAGGAAACCCUCUGGAUCGGACCCGAAAGGAAACCGGAUGAGUCAAACUCUGAAGGCCCUAUUGAAUGGAAAGGACCGACGGGAGGGUACUACUGGAGGAAGUUGGAGAUCAUUUGUUAUUUGUAUGGUUUUCUUUUGUUUUGUGAAGUCGAUGAAUUUUUUUUACUGAAUUUGUAUUCUGCUACAACAGCAGCAUAUUCUUGUCAUCUUGCUUCAUCACAACGAACUUCUUUUUGAUCUUUUUCCAGAUCAUGGUUAUCGACAUCAACUCCUCUUAUUUACGGUUCUCCUUCAGUGCCGUCAUGUCCGGUGGCGCGGUCGCCUCUAGUGGGCCUAGAGAAGCAACCGAGAGCGCGAAUCAGGUGCAAGAACGCUUUUUGACUUCGCAGGCACAAUGGCUGCUAAAGCGGAAGUACAAGCAAGAGGUUCGCAAUGCCGAAGCCGAGUUAGAGCGGAUGAAAGAGUGUGUUUUUCGCCCAAAUCGGCAAGGGUCAGCGAAAGGAGGGAUCAUUAUGACAAUUUGAGUAGGUUAAACUUGUUAAAGUUCAAGUUCUUUAGAAGUAGUUCGUUGUUCUAUCUAGUAGAGGAAAUUGUGAUGGACGAGAAGGAAGAUCUUUGGAGAUUUUUGUACAACCCUGUUGACAUUUUACUUUCAGAUAGUGAUAGAAGAGCCUGUGCCUGCUCUUGCUCUAACACCUAAGGAGGCGGGUCCGGUGUGCACAUCAAUAUGCUCGGGAACAGUACUAGCGCAGGAGGACAUGCCGGUGUGAGUCCACUAAACAAUUCAUCGAGGAGUCUGAACCAUGUCGAGCUUCAUGAAGGAGGUCACUAUGGCGUUGGCGACCGGGAGCAUGACCCAGAGGACAGAUCAUUAAGGCUACCAAGCGAGCAUCCUACCUCCUACAGCAUGAUCCUUGGCCUCAUUUUCAAGAGGGAAAUCAUGGAUCCAGGGAUGGCCUCAGGGAUGCACGUUGGUAGCUCUAAGAUCAACAGCGUCUGCUUCAAUGAACAACAGAAACAACCACCGAACAACCGCCAUGACGCAUCACAAUGUCCUUGGUGCAACGCGAAAGACCUCACCUGGAGGAGGCGCUGAUGCAGGGGGGCCAGUGAGCCUCAGUGGGAACGUAGUAGGGGGAUCCAUGCAGCAUGGAGGCUCAUCUUCGUCAACCGCAAAUCUAAUGCGAAAAAACCGCAAUAACUUCCUGUACCAGCUCGAAAUGGCCCAGCGUUCGGAUCUGCACUCCAUUGCAGGCACAACACCGAUACAACCUGACGAUCCAAGUCUCAAAGUCCCUGAUAACAAUUACGAAGUCGCGAGCAAAUAUUUGGAGGUACCCGUAUCUAACAGCGGCUGGCUUGUUCAAGCGAGUUUGAUGUUACUAUAUAAAUAUCAUCCCGCAGCAUCUAUAUUUCCAUGUAAUAACUACUAGUACUAGUUGUUCAUCUCAUUCCACCCACGCCAACACCUUCGGGACAGAUAUCAGCCCACUCCGGUUUAUCGUAUAUCGAAGCACGAAAGGCGGAGGCUGAAGCAGCGAGACAGCGGCAGGAAGCACUGGAGAUGGCUGAGUGCACGUUUCAGCCUGAUCUGAGGCAGUCGCAGAAGAGCUACAAGUGUUAUCGGAGCUGUUUUUGGGACGAGUCGAAACACCUCAUAAUGCUGGGUCAGCAGAAGGAAGACGGAGAUGUGAGUACGUCAUCCUCGACGCCCGAAGGUAUGCUAGCGGCGGGGGCGAUAAUUGACGGACGGAAAGGGGGGUUGGGGAUAUUAAGGGAAGACACUUCUUUAGUUUUGCUCUAGUUCUCUUCAUAAGCUAAUGUUUUUACUAGAAAAUCAAGUUUCUGUUUUAGAAGUUGACAAGAAACGACGUGAGUCCCCUUGUGUACAAAAACUUCGUCACCAUUGCUCAUUGAAAAACUACAUACAACUAACUUCUUACCUCCUACUCCUCUAACCCCAGUCGACUCAGAAACCGAGGAGCGGCUCUUGCAGAGUCGUGUCGCUGCACGUAGUCGGGUGAGAGAGCAACGGAUGCGCGCAAAGGUGCUGAGCUCGAACGAAAACCAAAAUAUGACCUUUCACCCUAUGGUCAACGACAUACCUGAUGAGAUGAAGGCGGCGAGGAUAUACCUCUCAGAAGACGUCUUCAAAUUAAGGGCUUGCUCCACAUUGCAUUCACAUGCGAAAGAAACAUCCCUGGAAAAGUAAGGGGCCAGGGAUGUUCUGAGGAAUGCAAUACAUAGCGCAGCCUCUAAUCGAACGACUGUCCAUGCCGAACCACGAGAUACACAAUUCGAGUACAUCAGAUGCUGGGCGUGGCGGCAGAACAGGUGGAGGCAGUCAAAUGAACCUUGUAGGUGGUGGAGGAGCACACCUAGCAGCCGCAGGCGGUGGCGGUGACGUUGGAGCGAGCAUGCUGACGGGGGAUGCAGUACAAAUACUCGUAUUUGGGUUUGUCUUCGGAAGGAAAGGUAGUGCUGGGCACAUGAGGGUAUCUUCCACCAUCUAUUGAUAUGUUGUUCAUGCAGAUCAUAAAGAUGUUCUUGAGAACAAGUUCCCGCAUCACCGUGGUCACAUGAAUAAAUAAGAUUCACGACCCUCUUCUACCACAGGGCGCUUCCUUUGUUUCAGAGUCUGCGAAGCGCGAGAUUUAUCACAGUUUUCUGAUGCGACAGAACGAGAAGCAAUUCGAGAAGGAGGCGAAUAUGGAUGAACUUGAGAAGAAGUAUGCUAUCCAUCCGCACCAACCGCGUUUAAACACCCGCUCCCGACGUCUAGCAGCAACAAACCAGAAGCGGUCGAGUUACUUGCGAGGUACUGAUACUGGUGCGGCGCUCGCACAGGCGGCCACAGGUGGAGCCCAACAGGGUGGUGUAAAGUGGAAUCAGGUCUAUCCUGGAGGAAGUGGAGGUGGUAGAGGAAGCACUUCAUUUGGCAGUAUUCAUCAAGAAACUACUGACGAUGAUGUUCUGAAUGCGAUCGACGUGCGAAGAACUUGCUACGGCGACAUAGCGGGAGACCAGCAUGGCAGCUUCCUCAUGGGUCGUAGUCUUCACUACAACGCUGUCCGCGCAAGAACUUCACAACAGUUGUCAGGUGCUGGAGCUGGUCCGUCAGGAAUAUCACUAGGUGGAGGCGGACACCCACGCGCUUCAAAUGGAGGCGACGCACCGCCACCGCGGUCGCGAGCAGCCGAAACAGUGACGGAGUGCACUUUUGCGCCUCGGAUUAACCCUAAGUCUCAAACGCUGGCGAAGCGACGGUCUCUGGAGGAGCUCUCAGUCGGAGAUUUGGAUCGAAGGCGGGAACGCGUGAAGCAGAUAAGCCAAAGGCUCGAACAAAAGUUAUGGGUUACUUGGUGUUUAGUUGGGGUUGUCGUUGUCAGCAUGAGAUUCAGUCGCGAGCUCGAUGAGAGAAUUCAAUCCACCUUUUGUUGCUUCGCGAACAGCCUGUGAGAAUUGAAUAAGUAGAAGAUAGUUUGGGUUUAUUCCUUUGUUUUCUACUUUUUAUUCCCUUUUCUAAUCACUCAAGAAAAGGAGCUCGAGACCACGAAGUAUGUUCGCCCGGACCUUGGCGCCGUCACUCGCGCCUACGACACAGUACCUGCGAAGACCCAAGCCUACCGGUCUUACUAUGUCGAACAGCUGCGAGAAAAACAGCAGGAGCAGGACAGAAAACGGGAUGAAGAACGGUGGAAACGACAGCAGUCUGAACUGCGGGAAUGCAGAUUUCAGCCUGACGUUGAGAAAAGCGAGAAAAGUUUUAAACGUGAGUUUGGACCAGGACGACGCGUAUUUAAUUCGGCGUUGCUCGAAAGUGUCCUGUUGGAGGGAGGACAGUUUCCGAGUGGGAAGGGAGAUGGUAUUAACCUUGUUAUCGCUUGUUGUUGUUACAUUUUCUCAUUUCGCUUCUUAUUUUGAAACUCUUAGAUCCAAGAUCAUCUUGUUGGACUUACCUUUUCGCAAAUCAUCGACCAAACACGUCCAUAUAAAUUGUCCACACUCACCAGAAGUCGAUGGAGCACGCGCGCUCCUCUUGCAACGCGCUGCCGCAAGCAAGAAUUCGAACGAAAGUAAUCAUGCUGGUUCGUUUGCGGAUGCGCCGACCGCUGCCUCGAUGAAGGGAACCACAGUGAGCGGAUCAAGUGGUAUUUGUAUUGUCUUCUCUUUGCUUUUUCAAUCUCCACGUGCAGGAAGUUGGAUACAACUUCUCCCUCGACGUUGAUUUAUCUUGAACCCUUCUGGUUUUCCUAGGUAACACAACUUGCUACCUCUCCCGGUCGUGUAAACACAAAUAUGAAAAAUCUUGAUAUCAAAUUCAGCUUCCGGACGACCAGAGCCACCACCUCUGGAGACCGUUAUGGAGCCAGCUUAACCGAAGUAACUGGAUAAGCGACACUAGUAGCGCAUUUUGAAUUACUAUCCAUAGAUGAACUUACAAAUACAAAUAUAUUGAAACUGACACUGAUGCUUAGGCUUAAAGAUACCUACUUGUUACCUUUUCUAACGAUGGAUCCUGUUACCAUUUAGCUAUUUCCUUGGAUUGAACUACUUGAAUCGCAAACUACACAUUAGCAUUAGCAUGAUAUAUUAGACGCGAUAGCAAAUCAGACAGGCUUUCUUAUUCUCUUUUUAUGCAUUUGCAUGCUCAAAUCAGAUGAACUACAAGUAAGACAUGACGAAAGAAACGCAGCUACUCGAAAUCAUUUGCCAACCUAUUAUACUAUGCACAGACAGAGACAGAGGAAAUAAAUGACGCUGUUUCUCAACAAAUGAAAAAGGUAGCAUAAGUCUGCCAUGUUGAGAUAUUCUGGUCAAAGAUUAGCCUAUGUUUUAGAACUCGAUAUGUCAACCAAUGAAUGUAUUUUUUUCUUUUUUGGGAACAGUCAUCGUUGACCGCUACGCACGAUGUGACGCUAGAUUUCUGUAUCUGACACGGUCUAUAGAUGUCCAAAUUUUUGGCUAACGCUUAAUAUAGCAACCAGGAAGGCAUCUACUUUGAAGCAGUGACCUUAAAUAUCACGUUGUGGUCAUGGUCAUCAUGUGACACUCGAAUAUAACGUCGACGCAAUAGAGCUAGGUGCUGAAUCUGGACAACGACCAUCAUGGAUGUGAAAAAGUUCUUUGAAUAAUUGCAACAUGUUGUCGUCAAAGAGUAUAUUUUUGGCACGGGAACGCUGGAAUUUUCCGGCUUCGAUCAUGCAGUUUAUUAAGCUCGCGCCGAAC